AUGGCUCUCGUUUCUAAAGUCGGUGGCCUGCUGUGCGUGGGAAUUCUCCUGCUAGCUCUCGCCCUCAAUCCUGCCGACGCCGUAUCUGCCAGAUCAGAAGACCUUAACAAAGGCGCCUCGUGCUACCCUGAGUUGAAGAAUUUCGGCGACAAUCCCUAUUUCGACAAGGGCAUGGUUGCUGAGAUUCCCGUGAGCAAGUUCGACGCCGGGAAGGCCUGCGGAACGUGUUACCAGGUUACCUGCAAGAACAGCAAGAGGUGCAACAAGGGAGCUAGCGUGACGGUGCGCGCGAUGAACAACGACGGCGACGGCUUCACGCUCAACAACCCCGCGUGGGACAAAAUCGUCCGCGACCGAUCCGGCAGCGUGGAGGUCGAGUACCGCAGCGUGGACUGCCCGACCAACGGCCGCGGCAUGGCGGUCAUGAUCGAGAGGAGCAGCGGCCCGUACUACUUCGCACUUUACGUUCUGGGCGCGGCGAGGAACGCGGCGGUGGGGAAGGUGGAGCUGUCGACGGACGGCAACAAGUGGACGGGCAUGACGAGGGGCGGGUGGGGCGCGCGGUGGGAGCUGCCCUCCGCCAAGGACGUCGUGGGCGCGGGGCGCAAGCCUGCAUCGCCAGCCCCUCCAUCUCCCCACCGCCCUCUCCCAUUUCUCCUUCACCUGCCAUUUCCACCUCUCCACCCAUCACUCCCUCCUCCUCCUCCUCCUCCUCCUCCUCCUCCUCCUCCUCCUCCUCCUCCUCCUCCUCCUCCUCCUCCUCCUCCUCCUCCUCCUCCUCCUCCUCCUCCUCCACCCACUCGUCCAGAGGACCCCUUGCAUCCACCCCUUCCCAUGCCUCCAUUCCCGCUAUAA
Closterium sp. NIES-65 is the source of this 855-nucleotide messenger RNA. The record is from the annotation of a GenBank genome assembly. Lineage: Eukaryota; Viridiplantae; Streptophyta; Zygnematophyceae; Desmidiales; Closteriaceae.